AUGAGUCCUUCCAAAACAAUGGACACUUUUUAUAAAAAGAAAAGAAACGUCUUAACACUUAUUAAUGAUGAACAAGAUUUAUACAUAUAUAAAGACAUAUAUAAUAAUUGUGAGAAUGAUAUAUAUUCUUUAUAUUUAAAUAUUAUUAAUCAAUAUAAAAAUUGUUUGGAUGGGGAAAAGAAAUUAUUUCUCAACAAAUGUAUUAAGAAUGGGAAUGUAAAAUAUAUAGAAAAAGUGGUUAAGCAAAUUAUAGAAAAAAAAAAUGUAUAUAAUGAUAUAGAUGAUAAAUCAAUAAAAAAAAGUAUCGACUUAUUAAUAUAUCCUUGUGUAUAUGAAAUAAAUAAAAAUGAAUUUUAUUAUACAACUUCUUGUUGUUCUGGUAGAAUAGUUAUUUUUAAAGAAGUACAUAUAAAUAAUAAAAAUGAUAACCAAAAAAAAAUUUUUAAAAAUAGUACUACUUCUCAAGAAAAAAAAGAAGAAAAUAUAAGUCAUCAUUUAAGUAAUAUAAAUUUAUUAAAUGUCCAUGAAAAGGAUGAACUUUUUCUUUCUCAUUUUAAAAAAAAUUUUAUUUUACAAAAUAACGAAGAAAAAUAUACAUAUUGCUCUGAUCAUGAUAUAUCAUCUUUUUUUGAUGUUUCAAAGAAAAAAACAAACAAAUGGGAGGAUAUAUAUGAAGAAAAAAAUCUUAAAGAGAAUAUAUUAUAUAUUAAUAAGGAACAUAAAAAAAAAAAAGUACGGAAAAAAAAAAAAAUACAUAAAAAAAAUGUACAUAUAUUAUAUUCAUCACAUUCACAUCAACAUUUAAAAUAUGAUAUAAAAGUAAUAAAAGAUAUUUUAAAAAAAGAAUUGUUUCAAAAUUAUUUUGAUGUUAACCAAAGAAAUGAUUAUAAAAAUAUCUCCUUUGAUUUUAUGGGAACAAAAAAAUAUUCUUUACAAAAUGAAGUUAACUUAAACUCUUCUAUAAUCACCAUGAGUGAUAAAGAAGGCAUGAAAAAAAAAGAAAAAAAUAAUAAAGUUAUUAAUAUAUUAAAUAAUCAAAACAAAAGAAAUAUCUUUAUAAAAUUUGAACCAUUUAUAAUUCACGUAAAAUGUACCACUUUCUUAAGUGCAUUAAAAUUAUUAAAAAUUGCUCAAUAUGCAGGAUUAAAACAAAGUGGUAUUUUAAAUUUUAAUAAACAUGUAACUGUAGCGAUAAGAGGCUCCAUGAGAUUAGAACAUCUACUGGGAGAUAUUCAUCCUACAUUACAACAAACAAAUUUAAUGGAGAUAAUUCAUAUUUGUAAUAAUAAAUUAUCCAAAAAUUUAUCACAACUUGUCCAUUUUUAUAAAUGCUUUAAACAAUUUAAAGAGCAUGAGCACACCUAUCAAUUUGUUUCUAUCAAUAGGGAAAUGCUUUCCUCACUAGAAAAUAACUUAAGCAGUAAUACAAAACAAAAAAAAAAAUCAAACAAAAAAAAUACUCUACAUGUAAAAGAUAAUCUUCAAGAUAAUAAAAAAAUUGCUCAUCAUAUGAAAAAAAAAAAAAAAGAAAUAAAUCAUUUAUACCUUACUUGUUCAGGUAAAAAAAAUAUACCAAAUGGAAAUCGUUCCAUAGCUGAACAAGAUAAAACAGAGUGUAAAUUAAAAGAUGAAAUAAUAUAUGAAAAUACAGAAAAUCAUAUAAAUAUAAUAAAAAAGGAAAAAAAUAUAAUCGAUUUAAAUAAAUAUAAUAUCCAAUUAAAUGAAGAAGGUUAUAUAAUAAAUGAAAAUAAGAAUGACAAAUUCAUUGGAUGGAAAAUUUUAGGAAAUAAUAAUAUGAACGUUCAGAAUUUUUUUGUAUGGGGACAUGACAUGUUCAUGCAAGAAAAUAAAAUUUAUAUGUUUGGCGGAUUUUCCAAAGGUGUGCGAAAUAAUAAAUUAAAAAUAUAUGAUAUAAUAAAUAAGAAACAUUUCAUAUAUGACACUGAACUCCCAUCGUUAGUAUUUCAUAAUUUUGUGCAAUUGGAUGAUAAGUUUGCUUUUAUAUUUGGUGGAAGACAAAAUCCAAAAAAUUGUACCAAUAUGGUUUGGGUGUAUAAUAUUAAGGAGAAUUUCUGGAUAAAGGCAAGGCGCACUAGUACCCUUGUUCGAAAAAAUAAAAAUGUAUUAUUUUUAGAAAAAAUGGAAAAAAAUAUGGAAGUAAAAAUGGACCGUAUGAAAUAUCAUAUGGGAAAAAAAUAUAAUAAUGAUGAUAAUAAUAGUGACAAUAAUAAUGACAAUAAUAAUGACAAUAAUAAUAAUAAUUUUUUAUGUAAUGAUGAGAAUAUAUUUUAUUUUAAUAAUGAGGAGGAGCCGUGCCCUAGAUAUAGACAUGCGUCCGUAUUUGUGAGGAGAUAUAUAAAAAAAAGUAAGAGCAUAUAUAUAUUUUAUACAUAUGGUGGAGUUAAUGAAAAGAAUGAAAUUUUGAAUGAUAUAUGGGAAGGGAAAAUAAUAUUAAAUUUGGAGGAUAAAGGAAUAGCUCACAUUGAAUGGAAUAAAAAAAAUUGUUCACAAAAAACGGAGGCAUGUCGUAUUAAUAAUCAUUCAAUGAUUUAUAACAAGAAGAAAAAUUUCAUUUAUAUAGUUGGGGGUUAUCAAGACAAUGAUAAGGAUAAUUAUACACAAUAUAACGAAUAUAAUAAUAAUAAUAAUAAUAAUAAUAAGGAUAAUAGUGUUAAUAGUGAUGAUAUGAUUGGUAUGCCAAAUUUAAGUUCAACCGUGGUUUGUAAAAAAAUGGAAUAUUUGUACACAUAUGACAUAAAAAAAGAUAAUUUUUUUUAUACAAAAUGUCUAGGUGACGACAAUAUGGAACUAAAAGCAUAUCCAAGUGAUCGAUUUUCUCAUUCCACUUGUUUGAUUAAUCAUAAUUUUUUUAUGUUAGUAGGAGGGAUAAAUAUACAUAGAACAUUGAAUGAUGUAUGGUUGUUUCAUAUAAAAACGAAUAAGUGGAAUUAUUUAGGAACUUUCACAUUUCAAAAUAUGUAUGUUCGAUCAAAAGUUGUUAGUGAAAAUAAUUGUGUAUAUAUUAUAGGGGGUGGGUGUACUGUCUUUACAUUUGGUAGUUUUUUUGACGUGCCAAUAUGGAGUAAUUUUAGUGGAAUUAUGAAAAGUAUACAACAUAAAGAAUUAAAGAAUGUACUGAUUUUUUCUGAAGAUAGAGAAGUGAAGGAAGGACAAGCAACGUAUAAUAAUGAGAUAAAAAAAAAUUGUGGUAACAAUAAUGAUAAUAAUAAUAAUAAUAACAAUAAUAAUAAUAAUAAUAAUAAAUGUAGUAAUAAUUAUAAUAUUUUAGUAGACAAGGUGGCGAGAAAUGAGCAUUUGGAAAAAUAUAAUUUAUGCCAUAAUAUGUUAAUUGAACAUAAGGACGUUAUUAAAAAGGAAAUUUUGGUAUUUGAAAAAAAAAAAAAAAAAAAAAAAAAAAAAGAUGAAAAGGGGGAUGAUAUAAUGGAUGUGGAAAAAAAAAAUGAAUUACCUCAUAUUAUUGAUGAAGAAAAAAAGGGCACAGAUCGUGACGUUGAAAAAAGUUCGUUUUGCCUUGAUGAGAAGAGUAUAAAAAUAGGGUUGUAUAUAAUUAUUAAAAAUAAACAUUUUGUAAAGCAAAUUAAAGUAUAUUUAGAGAACAAAAAAAUGUUCGAUAAUUCGUUAAAAAUUUAUAAUCCCAAAGGGAAUCAAAAAAAUGAAGAAAAUGAAAAAAAUGAAGAAAAUGAAAAAAAUGAAGAAAAUGAAAAAAAUGAAGAAAAUGAAAAAAAUGAAGAAAAUGAAAAAAAUGAAGAUUAUAAUAAAAUUAUGGGGGAAGAGAAAAAAUUUUAUGUCCCUAUAAAAAAAAAAUUGGAUGAUGAUAUAUUAAAAAACGAUGAAUACUUUAAAACUGUCCUUUUGGAUAAGAUAGAAAGAUGUAAUGAUGGAAAUAUUUUGUAUUACGAAAAAGUGAUAUGUGAAAUAUAUAAUGGAAAAUACCAAGACAAUAUAAAAAGUCAAAAUAGUAAUACCUUUUUAAAAAAGAAAUUAAGAAUUUUAUUUCAUAAAUUUUUAAAUAAGAAAGUGAAAAAUUACCUGAACAGUUCAGAAAAAAAAAUGGUUUUGCAAGGAUAUAGAAAAUAUGAAAUUAUAGGGAACAUUUUGAUAUUUCAUUAUAAAUAUUUUGAAUGUAUAAUGAAAUUAUAUAAGGUAUAUGAGGGUAAAUUAAAAAAAUAUAAGAAGGAAAUAAAUGAAAUGAUAGAAAGAAGGAGGUUAUAUAGAGAUUAUUCAUAUAUUAUUAAAAAUAAGAAGAAACAUAAUAAAUUGGUAUCUUGUUUUUUAAUGAAUGAUAUAUAUGAAUAUAAAUAUUACGUUAAGGAAGUAAAGAAAUUUUGGUUAGCCAUUAAGGACAUAUUUAAUAAUAAGGACAUAUUUAAUAAUAAAGAGAUUAUCCUUAACACAAAUAUAUUAUCCUUAAAAAAAAAAAAGAAAGAAAAGAAGAAGAAGAAGAAGAACAACAACAACAACAAAUUUUAUGUUAAAGUCAAAUUUAAUAAAAAGGGAAUUACAAAUAAGAUAAACAUAUUAUUAUAUAGAAGAAGAAAAAACCUGUUUGAUGAGAAUUUUUGUAGGAAUAUAAUGAAGAGGAAUAAAAACUGUGAAAUCAUAAAAAAGAAAAGAAAGAUAAAAUGUGUUGCGUUGUAUGAAAAAGUCCAUGGAAAAUUAAGACAGAAUAAAAUACAUAUUGUUUGUGGAAAAAAUUUAAAAACAGUACAUAUAGAAAAUAAAAUUAAGUAUAAAUUGGAUUUAACAAAAUGUAUGUUUUCAUCAGGAAAUGGUACAGAAAAGGAAAGAAUGAAAAAUAUGUAUAUUGUAAGUAAUAAUGAUGAUAAUAUUAACAAUAAAGAUAAAAAUAAAAAUAAUAAUAAUAAUAAUAAUAAUAAUGAUAAUAAUAAUUUGUUAGAUGAAAAAAGGGAUAGGGUAAAAGAAAAUGUAGUGGAUUUAUUUUGUGGUGUUGGUUAUUUCACAUUACCUUUGUUAAAAUGUAUAGAAGCUCAGAACAAAAUUAAUAAUUAUUUUGCAUGUGAUAUUAAUCCCGAUUCGUUAAAAUUAUUAAGAGAAUCUAUAAAACUAAAUAAUAUUAACAAGAAAAACAUUUAUAUUAUAAAGCAGAAUUCUUUUAUGUUAUCAAAAAAUGUUCAGAUGGUAAGGAAGUGUCAUCGAAUAAUAUUAGGACUAUUACCACAUAGCCAGCCAGCUUGGAAAAAUGCUUUUUUUUUGUUAGAUAAUAAAUAUGGAGGUAUAUUACACAUUCAUGGUAUUGGGCAACAUAUUUUUGAUGAGCAGGUAUGCUUUUCAUCAAUCAAUACAUAUGACUAUAUUUUAAAAAAGAAAGAUGUAAAUAUAUCUUCUAUAAAUAAAUUGACAAAGUUGCAGAUGGUUGAAGAGUAUGUAAGUAAUGUUGAAGAUUCUAACUAUGUGGAAGAAAUCAAAAAAAAUAAAGAUCAUUUUCAUAAUAAAUAUAUUAAUCACUAUAAUUCAAAUUAUAACAAAAAAUUAUAUUUAGGAAAUAACAUCCCACAUAAUUUAUCAUUUGCCCAAUAUACAUUAAUUGAAAUAUUCAAAAUUGCAUUAUAUGACAAUCUUAAGAAUAAUAUAUUUUGGAAUAUAGCCAUAAGUCAUGUGGAACGGGUUAAAUCAUAUGCACCUCGAAUGUAUCACUAUGUCGUGGACAUCAAAUGUGAUCCCCUUAUAUUUUAG
Plasmodium falciparum 3D7 is the source of this 5715-nucleotide messenger RNA. Its product is annotated as putative tRNA wybutosine-synthesizing protein. NCBI's taxonomy places the organism in Eukaryota, Apicomplexa, Aconoidasida, Haemosporida, Plasmodiidae. The record is from RefSeq and is a predicted model, not a curated record.